Molecule: messenger RNA, 3230 nt
Organism: Capsella rubella
Lineage: Eukaryota; Viridiplantae; Streptophyta; Magnoliopsida; Brassicales; Brassicaceae
Product: probable LRR receptor-like serine/threonine-protein kinase At3g47570
Exons: 2
Coding region: 13-3033 (1006 amino acids)
Biological process (GO): protein phosphorylation
Molecular function (GO): protein binding; protein kinase activity; ATP binding
Source: RefSeq, a predicted model, not a curated record
UCACCAACAAAAAUGAGAAGCAUGAGAGUGAUUUUUUUACUUGCUUUCAACGCUCUCAUGCUACUUAGUGCACAUGGUUUUACCGAUGAAACUGAUAGGCACGCGUUGCUUGAAUUCAAGUCUCAAGUUUCUAAAGGCAAGAGAGAUGUCUUGUCCUCAUGGAAUCACUCUAUCCCUCUCUGUAACUGGAAGGGGGUUACAUGUAGCCGUAAAGACAAAAGAGUUACUCAUCUUGAACUCGGAAGAUUGCAAUUAGGAGGAGUGAUAUCACCAUCUAUUGGUAAUCUUUCGUUUCUUGUAUCACUUGAUCUUUAUGAAAACUUUUUUGGUGGUACUAUUCCUCAAGAGGUGGGAAACUUGUUUAGACUUGAAUACUUGGAUAUGGGGGUAAAUCUUCUGAGGGGACCUAUUCCAAGUGGUCUAUACAAUUGUUCUAAGUUGUUGCACCUUCGUUUAGAUUCAAAUCAUCUUGGAAAUGGUGUUCCUUCAGAGCUAGGGUCGUUGAAGAAUCUUGUUCAGUUAAAUCUUUAUGGUAACAAUAUGAGAGGAAAGAUCCCUCCAUCACUAGGAAACUUGACAUCUUUACAACAACUUGCAUUGUCACAUAACAAUCUUGAAGGAGAAAUUCCUAGUGAUGUAGCUAAAUUGACUCAAAUAUGGAGUCUUCAGUUAGUAGCAAACAACUUCUCAGGUGCUUUUCCUCCAGCUCUCUACAACUUGUCCUCACUUAAACUUUUAGGCAUUGGUUUUAAUCAUUUCUCCGGCCGCCUCAGACCUGACUUUGGUGUUCUGCUACCAAAUCUUCUAUCGUUUAAUAUGGGAGGGAAUUAUUUCACAGGAUCCAUUCCAAAAACACUUUCUAAUAUCUCUACUCUUGAAAGAUUGGGAAUGAAUGAGAACAAUUUGACAGGAAGUAUUCCUACCUUUGGGAAAAUUCCGAAUUUGCAAAUGUUAUUUCUUCAUACCAAUUCUUUAGGAAGUGGUUCUUCCCAAGAUCUUGAAUUCCUCAGUUCUUUGACAAACUGCACCAAACUAGAGACCUUAGGGAUUGGCCGAAAUAGGCUUGGAGGUGAAUUGCCUAUUUCUAUCACCAACCUAUCCUCAAAACUCAUAACUCUAGACCUUGGAGGAACCCUCAUUUCCGGAAGAAUCCCUCAUGACAUUGGAAAUCUCAUAAACUUACAAAAACUUAUAUUGGAUCAAAACAUGUUGACUGGACCAGUCCCAACCUCUCUUAGGAAACUUUUAAACUUGAGGUAUUUAAGUCUAUUUUCAAAUAGAUUAUCAGGAGAGAUACCCGCCUUUUUAGGCAACAUCACUAUGUUAGAAACACUAGAUUUGUCCAACAAUGGUUUUGAAGGUAUUGUUCCCGCGAGUCUCGGGAACUGUAGUCACCUACUAGAGCUAUGGAUUGGGGAUAAUAAGUUGAAUGGGACUAUACCUCUAGAAAUUAUGAAAAUUCGCCAACUUCUUCACCUAGACAUGUCAGGAAACUCUUUGGUCGGCUCUCUGCCACAAGAUAUUGGACAGCUACAAAAUCUUGCUACACUAUCACUCGGGAAUAAUAAAUUAUCAGGAAAACUUCCAGAGACUUUGGGAAAAUGUCUCACAUUGGAAAACCUUUAUCUGGAAAGAAAUUUGUUUGAUGGAGAUAUUCCAGAUAUAAAAGGGUUGGUUGGUGUUAAAGAAGUUGAUUUGUCGAACAAUGAUCUCUCUGGAAGUAUACCUGACUAUCUUGCAAAUUUUAUCAAGUUGGAGUAUCUCAAUCUUUCUUUUAACAAUUUUGAGGGGAAGAUACCAAAAGAAGGAAUAUUUCAGAAUACUACUAUAGUUUCCAUAUUUGGAAACAGUGAUCUAUGUGGAGGCAUUAGGGGAUUUAAACUAAAGCCAUGCCUCCCGCAAGCACUACCAGCGAAGACGAAGCGUUUCUCUCGUUUAAAGAAAACUGUAGUUGGUGUUAGCGUAGGCAUAACUAUGCUUUUGCUGCUGUGCAUAGCUUUGAUUUGGUUUAAGAAAAGAAAGAAGACUAAACAGACCAAUGAUCCAACUCCUUCUAGUUUGGAAGUCUUUCAUGAGAAGAUAAGUUAUGGAGAUCUCCAAAAUGCGACAAAUGGCUUCUCUUCGAACAAUAUGAUCGGUUCGGGCAGUUUUGGUACUGUGUUUAAGGCAUUGCUCCCAACAGAGAAAAAGGUUGUUGCAGUGAAAGUUUUGAACUUGCAGAGACGUGGAGCGAUGAAGAGCUUUAUAGCAGAAUGUGAAUCUUUAAAGGACAUAAGGCAUCGUAAUCUUGUGAAACUAUUGACAGCUUGUGCUAGUAUUGAUUUCCAAGGAAACGAAUUCAGAGCUCUCAUAUAUGAGUUCAUGCCUAAUGGAAGCUUGGAUAAGUGGCUGCAUCCAGAGGAAGUGGAAGAGAUUCAUAGACCUUCAAGAACCUUAACACUUCUUGAAAGGCUCAACAUUGCCAUAGACGUGGCUUCUGUUUUGGAGUAUCUUCAUGUUCAUUGUCACGAGCGUAUAGCUCAUUGCGAUCUUAAGCCAAGUAAUGUUCUUUUAGACGAUGAUCUAACCGCCCAUGUUAGUGACUUUGGUCUGGCUCGUCUUCUACUCAAAUUCAACGAGGACUCCUUUCUCAACCAACUAAGCUCAGCUGGCGUUAGAGGAACUAUAGGCUAUGCCGCACCAGAAUACGGAAUGGGAGGACAACCAUCAAUUAAUGGAGAUGUGUAUAGCUUUGGGGUUCUCCUUUUGGAAAUGUUCACCGGAAAAAGACCAACCAAUGAGUUAUUUGGGGGAAACAGUACCUUACACAGCUACACCAAGUCGGCGUUGCCGGAAAGAGUAUUAGAAAUUGCAGAUGAAUCGAUUCUUCACAUUGGUCUCAGAGUAGGUUUCCCGAUUGCUGAGUGCUUGACACUUGUAUUGGAGAUGGGGCUUAAGUGUUGUGAGGAAUCUCCGACGAACCGUUUGGCAACGAGUGAAGCUGCAAAGGAGUUGAUCUCAAUCAGAGAGAGGUUUUUUAAAACCAAACGUUGAAGUGUUUAUUGCUUAUCUCUACAAACUUCGUAACUUUACACACUUAAAAGGUUUUAGCUGAGGCCUGUAAGACAUCAUUUUGUAGUUUCGUAAGCUGUGGUUUGUUUUUAUCCUCUGUUUAUGCUCUGUUUUGUGUUCAGACAAGAUUGAAUACUUGUGUAUUUACCAGGCUAAUGAUAAAAAUGACGUUGAACAUA